Anopheles nili is the source of this 3575-nucleotide messenger RNA. RefSeq names its product centrosomal protein of 152 kDa (gene asl). The record is from RefSeq and is a predicted model, not a curated record. Lineage: Eukaryota; Metazoa; Arthropoda; Insecta; Diptera; Culicidae. Bases 1 to 3201 code for a protein of 1066 amino acids. The transcript is spliced from 3 exons.
AUGAACAAAGUACCCGAAAUGUCGUUAUUCAACGAUGGCGUCAGUAUCAAUCUCAACCGCUGUGAGCCGGAGGGACAACGAGCCGAGGAGGAGGAAGAACUAGCGGAUCAAAAACGCCGUAACGAGGAAAUAGGAAAGGAACUUGAAAAGGCCUUUGGGGAUUUUGACGACGAUAACGAUACGCUGAACUCUCUUAACUCUCAGUCGAACUAUACCGACGAUGACGAUGAAAAUGAGGAUGGAAGAAGUAUAAACCAACCACCGGAUCCACCCGUUCCUAAAUCACCCAUGCUGCCUAGUCCUGCGCAACUCUUCGGGUCCGCAACCAUCACAAACGAUUAUGGCCAAGCAGACCGAGAAUUACGAUUGCUACUCGAAUCCAAAGAUCGCGAGCUACAAUGUAUAACGAAGGAACUGUUAGAGAAAAGCCGUACAUACGAACUGCAGCUCAGUGACCUUAAUAAAAAGCUAUGUAUCGAGCAGGCCGAGAAGGAACGUGCAACUAUGACGCGAGAUCAGACCUACGAGCUCUUGGUGCAAAGUAAAACAAAAAUUUCUGAGUUGGAGGACACUAACAAGAGUCUGCGAGUGAAGGUGAGCUCGCUAGAAGAUCAAUCUGUUACUCUUGAACGAGAAGUAGAGAUAAAGAAAACGAUGCUUCAGGAAAGUCUACAUCGCUAUCGCAUGCUCGAGCAAAACACAACCCAAAAGGCAGAUCGUCACGUGGAUGAAUUGAAGAAGCAGAUGGAAGCGAAGGUAACAAUGUUGCAACAGAAGAUCAACAAACUGCGCACCGAUCUAAGCGAUGGGCAGCUGGAAUAUCGGAGGCUAGAGGCUCGCUACACAGAGUUGGAGAAAUCACGACAAGCGCUUUUGAUCGAAAAGUCGGAAACGGUGCAACGGCUGCAAAAUAAGCUAGAGGAUUCCCAACGGCAGUGUGAGAAUUUGCUGUCCAAGAGGAGCCAGGGCGAUUUCGAAUAUGAACGGAUACGACUGAAUAACAAAAUCCGAGUGCUCGAACAGGAACAUUCGGAGAUGCGGAAAAAGAUUGCCGGGCUUACGGGGCGUCUGGAAAACACAAAUGCUGAGCUCGAACUGAUGGAUAGUCUAGUGCACGCACAACAAAAUGGAACAGAUGAAUCCAGUGAGAAAAAAGAGACGAACGUAGACGGAACCGGAUAUGGCUUCAUGCAAUCGAAUCUGAUUGGUAGCACGCCGAACAAUGCGCCGCAUCUGCGUGAUCGUGCCGCAGGGGACGCUAAUGACCGGGUGGUUCGGCUCAAGAAUGAACUAGUCGUUUGCAUGACGGGCCAGAAGGAAAAGCGCGAAGUGAUUCGUCAGUUAGAAACAGAUUUGAAUACAAAAGAUCGUGAACUCGAGCAACUGAAAAAAGAAGAGAGUCACACGCUGGUGCAAAUGAAUCAAUAUAAAGAGGAAGCGUUUCGGUUGUCGUCCAAAUGCCGCAUACUCGAGCGAGAGCUAGAAAAGCUCACUUCGAGCAAUACAAUUACAGCAUCCGAUACUGGGAAAUCCAGCAAUCGUCGAUCGAGCUUCGAUCUACGGCAGGAAGCAUUGGAAGAGAAAAUUUUCACCCUUCAACAGACGAAACUCGAAACAGACGAUCAGAUCGAACAGUUAAAGCGGGAAAAGGAACAGUUAUCGGAGCAAUGCAGGACGCUGAAAGCCGAGCAUGAUAUGUGCACCACACUUAAGUUAGAGGUUGAGAAACAAAAGUUUCUUCUCACCGACGCCCAGAACGAAUGUGACCGAUUGAAACGAUUAUAUAUUCAAGUGAGUGGUACGAAGGACGAACUUGCGCGUGACCUCUCCACUCUAAGAGCGCAAGAUAGUGCGAAGCAAAUUGCUGCCCUGCAGGAGCAGGUUGUUUCGCUUGAACGAGCCCUGCAGUUGGCGGAACUUAAAUCGAGCGAACUAGCCAAGAUGCUAGAUAAAGAGAAAACGAAUCACGAGGAAGUAUUAAAGCAACUAUCUGCUGGUGGGGACGGUAGUGAUCGGCACCAACAUGGUACUCCUGGGCGGGAAGAAAAGAAUUUGGCCAACAACUGCACUAAAUGCAUCGACGGCUUAACGCAGAUCUCGAAGCUCGAAAUUGAGAAUUUAAAAUUGCAAUCGUCAUGUACGUCGCACCUACGAGAGCUUGGUGAGAUGAAAAUUCAGCUGAGCGAUUAUCAAGGAACGAUUGCGGAGCUGCACAAGCGGCUCGAUCUGAAAGCCGAACGGGACCAGCUGAUUGACGAGCUGCAGGAAAAGGCCGCUCAAUUCGAGCACAUUAUUCGUAACAAAAUUUCGAUGAACUCUUCCACCACGACGUGCGAUAGUGCAACGUCGCCGAUGAAGGUUUCUUCGCGCGAUCAGAGCGUUGGCACUGAAGACUCACCUAGCGAUAAUUCGUCUGAGUCUCCCGUCGACGCGGCUAGCGCACGGCGGCAGUUGCGCGAGCAAGAACAGAAAGUUCGUGAAGAAAUGGCUCGUGCGUUUGCGGGCCAAAUCAAGCAGAUCGAGGAACGAUUCCGGACGCAGUUCGGGCACUUUGAAGAGAACAUCGAUACGCUCAAGAGCGAGCUGUAUGAUCGAGUGGCAGAACUGAAGGUGCGCAACCAGGAAGUGGAAGUGCUGAAAUGUGCAAUCGUAACCGAGCGUGAAAAAAUGCGCGAAAUGUUGGGUAAAAAAGACACGGAAGCCCGAGCACUUUUUGACAAACAGUCUGAGCUGAUGAACAAGUACAAGACGGAAUUGGCUAAUGGGCAGAAAAAGGUACAACUUUUGGAGCGCGAACUGCAAGAGAAACGAGAACUGGUGGCCAACGAGCGGCAAUCGAUGGAGAAACUGAUUGCGCAGCUCACUGCCGAGCGGACGAUGUACUGUGAGCGCGAACAGGAGAUGACGGACAACUUUCAGGAGAUCGAAGCAGAAUACCAGAAGAGUCUGGAUUUGGUUACGGAAAAAUAUCAGUCGGCGAAAAAAACUGCGCUCAACUACAAGAAAUAUGCGGAGGACAAGGAGCAGCAUAUGCUGAAGGAAUACGAUCGCAUCAAAGAAGGCUAUAACGCAGCCUUGCAGAAAGUGCAAACACGAAUGAAAGAGACGCUCGAUAAUAAGGAGCAGGACGUGCGAGAGAAGAUGGCAAAGUUAGUGGCAGAAUAUGAAACGAAGAUGAAAUUGGUUAAGCAAAGCAGUUAAUUAUUUAGGGGGUUCCGAUUGUAAAAAAAUCACCCAAGUGAUACGUUUAAUAGAGUAUCACGCGCGAAUGUGUUAAUCAAGCUGACUAGAGAACACUGCCAUAGUCGCCUUUUGUGCUUGCGCCUGAUAAUCCUACGCAAAGCUCUGCCAGUAGAAAUCUAUGACCUUUGUUGUUACUUUUGCGAUGUGCGCUGCUGCCGGGUUGUACUUUUUGAUGCUUUGGUCAUGGAAAGCAUCAGAGAGUUGCAGAUAUACUAGCUCUACUAGGUUAUUUAAAUUAAUAUUUUUAAACGGAAAAAGUAUUGUAUUCAUUACCAAGGGGCUCAGUAGUUUGUUCAUUGGACGCAGUAGAACUGAACAUUCUGCCUUUUGAA